GCUGCUCUUCCCUGGUUCCAGUGGCUUCUCCCCACCAUGGUCUUCUGGAUGAUCAACCUGCUGAUCGUUGGCGCCGCCUUCGUCCGGCUUUUCAUUUAUGGCGAGCCCGUCACCCGGCCCCACUCGGAGUCUUCGGUCAUCUUCUGGAGACACCGCAAGCAGGCGGACCUGGACUUGGCUCGGGGGGAUUUUGCACAAGCAUCCCAGAACCUGUGGACGGCCCUCAAAGCGCUUAGACGGCCCCUCCCCACCUCCAAUCUGGACCUCACCUGCAGCCUCUUGUGGAACUUGAUCCGGCACAUCCUCCAACGUCUCUGGGUAGGGCGUUGGCUGGCUGGCCGGGCUGGUGGCUUCUUCCGAGAUCAGGAGCUGAAGGCUGAUGUGCGCAAGAGCGCCUGUGACGCGGCCCUGGUCUACCACCGGCUGCAUCAGCUUCACAUGACAGGGAAGCACGUGGCAGGCCACCUGUCCGCUAUCAACAUGGCGCUGAGCGCAGUCAACCUAGCCGAGUGUGCUGGCGAUGCCAUCUCAGUGGCCACGCUGGCUGAAGUCUACGUGGCUGCUGCCCUGCGGGUGAAGACCAGCCUCCACCACUGUUGCCACUUCCUAGCGCGAUUCUUCCUCAGCAGCGCCCGGCAAGUGCUGCUAUCCCACCAUGGGACGGUCCCUCCUGCGCUCCAGUGGCUCUGCCACCCCGUGGGACACCGGUUCUUCGUGGACGGUGACUGGGCGGUGAAAAGCUCUCCGCGGGAAAGCAUCUACAGCUCCACCAGCCACCCAGCAAACCCCCUGGCUCAGGUGACACAACUCUUCCGAGAACAUCUGCUGGAGAAAGCUCUUUCUUGCGUCUCCAGGCUGGACAACCCAGCCCCUGCCAGCCACAGCGAGGGGGAAUUUUCAGAUGCUCUGGAGUACCUGCAUUUCCUCAACAGCUGUGCGGAUACUGUCCCCAACCCGACGCCUUCCAUCAGUACCAACAUGGACUUGGCCACAGGUACUGACCCUGUUUCCCACUGGUGGGCAUCUGUGGUUGCCAUGGCAAUCCAUGGACUGCAAGCGGACGAGGAGGCCAUGGAACGCCUCUACCCUCUGGUGGAAUUCAUGCCCCGAGUUCUCCAGGGGUCUGAGAACCCUCUUCCACGUGCGGCCCUGCACACCUUCAAGGCAGCCCGGGUGCUGGGCAAAGAGGACAGCAGCCUGGGGCAGUGCGACAAAGCUGGCGAAUAUUUGCGAGACAGCUUGGGUGGGAACGCAACUCCCAGCGCUAUCGACAGAGCAGUGCAGUUCCUUUUGUGUGACCUGCUCCUGAUCACUCGCACCAGGUUCUGGCAACAACAGAUGCAGGGGGCUCCCCCGCACAGAGCCCGCUACCAGGCGUCCGCCCUCGAGCUACGGGGCUUUCAGCAGGACCUCAGUACUCUCCGGCGCUUGGCGCAAGCGGACCAGCCUGCCAUGCACAGGGUCUUCCUCCAUGAGGCAACUGCCCGACUGAUGACCCGAGCCAGCCCCACACGGACCCACCAGUUGCUUGACCGAAGUCUCCGCAGGAGAGGACCAUCUACCACCAAAGGAGCUGGUGAACAAGAGAGCCGCCCCACUGCCCGGGAACAAGCAGAAGCCUUGCAGCUGGCCUGUUCCUACCUCCCCCCUGUGUUGCUUUUGGGACCGGGCCAAAGGGGGGGCAUGCUGGCCGAGGCCGCCCGCUCCCUGGAGAAGCUGGGCGACAAGUGGACUUUCCAUGAAUGCCAGCAGAUGAUUGUCCGGCUCAGCAGUGGCUCCACCGUCACUUCCAGCUAGAGAUUUGGAAGAUUCCUAGGAAGGAGGGUGGAGGCCUGGGGUGGCCCCACCAGUUUGGUUUGUGGCAGUGCCGGUGAAAGCGCCGAGGAGGCCUGGCAGAGCAGGGCAGUGGCGACUCUCUUUCACUCUCUCUGCUGAGGCAGCUCUGGUUCCUCAAAAGGAUGCUCAGCUCUUUUCUUCUUCUGCGUCUAAAGAGACCUAGACAUAUGCAAGAGGGGACAACCCGGUGUGGCAGAACUGGGUGGAUCUGGCUGACUUCCCGCUCCUCCCAGGAGAAGGGUGUGCACACAACUCUUGCGAGUCUCUUGGGUUUUAGACUCCCCACGAUCAGGGUGCGUUUGGCAGGCAGGGUUAUCUUUUGGAGACCAUCCAGCCCUCCGUUUCUCACAUCCCCUGUCCAGCAGAUGAUGGCUUUGCCCUUACCUCUUUCACGGCCAGCUCUCUUCCUCCCCAGCUACCCCAGCCGCGGCUUGACUUCCUCCCCCACGUCCAUCCAUAUCUUCUGAGAGCCCAGCCCGGUGCGGGCAGCGGGAUUUCCAUCUUGGCGUUUGCUCAUUUCUCCCCAUCCCUUGAGGGCACGGGAGUUAAUUCACGGUAACUUCUGGUGGUCUCGUGUGGUGACCUUGGAUGAGCUUCAGUCAUGGUGGACCUACAACCCUUUGUGGCUGAGUAACGUUCUCAUCUCUUCACGUAUUAAUUGUUGCUGUUGGAAAGCAGUUGGCUGAAAAGAGGACAACAUUUCCCCUUCCCUUAAGGCGGACUCCGGGGGGAGUGGAAGUCCACUUUUUGUGUUUAAAAAAAAAAAUGGCAAAGGACACGCCAUGAAAAAGCUUAAUAGGAUUGUUAGAAAACGUUUCUAGAAGGAAAACGGAAGUCAGACACGGUGAGAGAUCUCUCUCGUUCCACCCUUUGGAAAGCCACCUGUCAAAAGCUGCAGCCCCCUUUCUUACUCUAACCUAACCUCCUUCCCCCUUCCAUCCCGUACUGCAGUCUGGGGAACCCGACAUAGCGGUUGAUGGGAACGCCAUCCAGAAGGUUAGGAUCAGAGUUGGUGGAGCAGCUGGAGGGUUUCCACUGCUGCCCAUCGCUUGUGGGGGAUGAAGUACUCGCAUCGGCGUCCCCCCCCCCGCCAACAUGCACUCCUGCUCAGCCACGAUUCUUUCUUCCAAAAGUUAUUUUCAUAGUAUCAGGGGAGGGUUUUUUGUACAGAUGAUAAAAUAAAACAGCUACUUAUUUAUAUCUCCUUGUCUGGACAUUAAUUGGAGCAGAAGACAGACAGGAUGGUGGGAAUCACCUUGGUUGGACUCUAGGCUGAUGAAUUCUCACCAGCUCUACAAAAGUUGUCCUCCCCUGGAUGUGUUGAUUGGCAAGGUCUUUAAGGGUUGUGAAGACCAUGGGGGGCCACCUCUGGUUUGGCUCAUCAGACUUGUAGCCUCCCAGAUGUCCAGUCCUGCUUGAGUUGGGCCAAUUCUUCUCUUGUCUACUCUAAAAUGUACCUACCGAGAAAUCCUCUGUGCUCUGGGUUACAGCUAUACACAUAUGGGGCAGUGAAGGUAUGGGAGGGAGCGACCUGCUUUCUUCCUACCCUAGUUGAAAGCUUUCUGGGGGCAUUUUCCACAGAACCAUGACAUUUGGGCUUGAUUCAGUCCAGGAGGACUCAAGUCUACCGUGAUCCCGAAUGACGAAGCAACUCUCAUAUCUGAAUUGGGCCAGUGGGGCAGAUUCUUUUGGACAUUUCAAAGAAUUGGUUUCAACAUCCAAAGGGGCUUGAUGAAAAAAAUGGAUCGGAUAGCACACAGUGGGGCAGGUCUCCAGAGCUCAUGGUUUUAAUGUGAAGAAGGCAAUCUCAUUUAAUCAUAUGAUCUGAGUGUGGCAUGUUCUGUGAAGACAGCAAUUGUAUUUUGUUAGCGUGAAAACAUCUUGAGAGAGCCAAGAGGUGUUAUUGGCCAGCAGAUAUAUGUUGAACUGACCUCACACUGGAAAAACACCUCACUCUAUUUCAACAGUAUAAGGUUGGCCUCACAAGAGUCCAUCAAGAUGGUGAAGUAGACUUUUCUGUUGAGCAAUGAAUGCCUUCAGACCGACUACACGGGUCACACGUGGGACUAAGGUGGUUGCAUCCUUCAAGCCACAAGAUGCUGGUGGAAACGGGUUGCAAACCCUGCCACCUUCUGUGGUGCUUUCUAAAAUAAGUCUACAUUUAUCCACACACAGGACAAACGCACUGCACUGCAGAAACAGUGUCCACAAAUGUUGACAGGGUUUGCACAACACGUUCUUUGGCAAGGAGAGGAGGGGUGGAACACUUUGUGGCUCCGGUUGAUGUGAAAACCCAAUCAUUAUCUUAGCAAAUUAUAUGGUCCAGGCCAUCCCAAGCCCAACUCUAUUGGAAACGUCCACCAGUAUUGUCCUCAAUUGACGUUGAGCGGGCUUCGACCCUACUUCUACCGGCAAAGAAUUCUUGAGGAAUCUUGCCGUGUGCAGCUUCUGGAAAGGUGUGGUGAUCUAUUUCCUCUGCUUGGAUCUGAUCUCCCCACCCCACCCCAAGGAGAUGGCUGAAAAAUAGGUGAUUAGGGAACUCGCCAUAUGUCCAAAACAAUUGCUGAAUCUUUAUUGGUGUUCUGAAUGCAAUGACCUGAUUUUUUUCUUUGUUUUUUUUUUAACUCUUAAGGAAAAUAAACUUCUUUUAGAAAC
Messenger RNA from Pseudonaja textilis, 4491 nucleotides. The record is from RefSeq and is a predicted model, not a curated record. NCBI's taxonomy places the organism in Eukaryota, Metazoa, Chordata, Lepidosauria, Squamata, Elapidae.